GAGUCGAGUCCCGAAUCCAAAUCCGCCAUUGCACAGCCGGACCAGUGCCACUCGAACCCCACGUACCCUCUCUAUCCCAACCCUAGCGCGGCGGCGGCGUCGAUGGCGUCGAUGGCGUCGAUCCCGUCUGACGAGGUCUCCGAGAACGGCCACGGCAACGGAAACGGCCCAUCCCCGCCGCGCGCCAAGCGCCCCCGCGCAGCGUUGAUCUCGGCCGCCCAGAUCCGCGACGAGUUCGCGCAUCACGACCCCGCAGUUGCCCGCGUCAACAACGGCAGCUUCGGCUGCUGCCCGGCCUCCGUGCUCGAAGCGCAGGCGCGCUGGCAGCGCCUCUUCCUCGCUCAGCCCGACGCCUUCUACUUCGACGGCCUUCAGCCGGGGCUCCGCCGCUCCCGCGCAGCCGUCGCGGCCCUUGUCAACGCUGGGGACGUCUCCGAGAUUUCCCUCGUCGACAACGCUACCACCGCUGCUGCAAUCGUGCUGCAGCAUGCCGCCUGGAGCUUUGCCGAGGGGCACUUCGCUCGUGGCGACGCUGUGCUCAUGCUCCAUUACGCCUACGGAGCAGUAAAGAAAUCUAUCCAGGCCUACGUUGCCCGCGCGGGCGCCACUGUCGUCGAGGUACCCCUCCCGUUCCCGGUCACCUCCCCUGACGCCAUUAUUGCGGAGUUCCAUGCUGCGCUCGCUGUUGCCAAGGCCGGUGGUCGUAAGGUCCGGCUUGCUGUCAUUGAUCACAUCACCUCCAUGCCCAGUGUUCUCAUUCCAGUCAAGGAGCUAGUUGCCAUUUGUCGCCAUGAGGGUGUCGACAAAGUUUUUGUUGAUGCUGCACACUCUGUUGGGCAAGUCCCUGUCGAUGUGCGAGACAUUGGGGCGGAUUUCUACACUAGCAACCUCCACAAGUGGUUCUUUUGCCCCCCGGCCGUGGCUUUCUUACACACCCGCAAGGGUGGCCCGAUAACCUCUCAGCUCCACCACCCUGUUGUGUCACAUGAAUAUGGCAACGGGCUACCUAUGGAGAGUGGAUGGAUUGGGACACGGGAUUACAGUGCCCAGAUCGUCGUUCCUGAAGCUAUUCACUUUGUGAACCGAUUUGAAGGUGGGAUUGAGGGGAUACGCAGCCGGAACCAUGAGAAGGUAAUUGAGAUGGGGAGGAUGCUUGCCGAAGCAUGGGGGACAGUUCUUGGAUCACCACCAGUAAUGUGUGGAAGCAUGGCUAUGGUAGGGAUGCCUAGUUGUCUUUGCAUUGAGAGUGACGAUGAUGCACUGAGAGUGCGGACCAUGUUGAGGAAGGAUUUCAAAGUUGAGGUGCCUAUAUACUACAAUAGCAGACAGGUUAAAGUGCAAGAGAUGGCAAAGGAUAAUAGUAGUGAUCCAGUGACGGGGUAUGUAAGAAUCUCACACCAGGUUUACAAUGUCAAGGAGGAGUAUGAGAGGCUGAGAGAUGCUGUCAAUAAGCUUGUUGCUGAGGGGUUCACCAGUGCCGAAUUGAGGCCAGCUGAGAAGAUAAUAUAUUCCACUGAAGUUUGGACCGUGGCAUCUACCAUUUUUACGGUGCUUGUACUAGCCAAAGAUGCACCGUAAAAAUGCAAGAAGCUCUGGCUUGAUGACGUGGCAUCUAGCCAGCACUCCAUCCGAAGAUGGAUUAAUUAGUUGUGGAUCUGUGCCAGAAGCCUGUGCUGCACCGAGAUCGAGUUCUUUGGUAGCCCGCUCAAUGGCAUCGCCAUUUGAUGUAGUGUACUUUCACAUACUGACAAAUGUUGUAUUUGAGCUUGCAAUAACGUGCACUGGAAUGGAAUGUAUGUCUUCUCCCUUCACUUGCAUUUUUGAGCUGUAAUGUAAGAAUAAUGAUCUGAAUGCAAGGAGACUUGCAUGCUUUCUAGAUUGAUUGCAGAUUACAGACAA
Molecule: messenger RNA, 1899 nt
Organism: Triticum dicoccoides
Lineage: Eukaryota; Viridiplantae; Streptophyta; Magnoliopsida; Poales; Poaceae
Product: putative L-cysteine desulfhydrase 1
Exons: 3
Coding region: 103-1578 (491 amino acids)
Source: RefSeq, a predicted model, not a curated record